Molecule: messenger RNA, 528 nt
Organism: Polychytrium aggregatum
Lineage: Eukaryota; Fungi; Chytridiomycota; Chytridiomycetes; Polychytriales
Exons: 4
Coding region: 1-528 (175 amino acids)
Molecular function (GO): calcium-dependent protein serine/threonine phosphatase regulator activity; calcium ion binding
Source: RefSeq, a predicted model, not a curated record
AUGGGCAACAACGCCAGCGCUUUGGACGACAUGGUCAACUCUUCGAACUUCUCGGCCGAAGAGAUUCAGCGGCUGUACAAGAGGUUUUUGAAGAUGGACAGGGAUCGCAGCGGCAGCAUCGACAAGGAAGAGUUUUUGGCCAUCCCCCAGAUUUCAAGCAAUCCCCUGGCACAGCGUCUCCUGGCUGUGUUUGACGUGGACGGCUCCGGCGACAUUGACUUCAAAGAGUUCAUCACGGGCCUGAGUGUCUUUUCCGCCAAGGGCAACAAAGAAGAGAAGCUGAAGUUUGCCUUCAGGGUGUACGACAUGGAUCGCGACGGAUACAUCUCCAACGGCGAGCUUUACCUGGUACUCAAGAUGAUGGUUGGCAAUAACCUCAAGGAGCAGCAGCUGCAGCAAAUCGUAGACAAGACGAUCAUGCAGGCCGACACGGACGGGGACGGACGAGUAUCGUUUGAAGAGUUCAUCAAGAUGGUCGAGACCACCGACGUGGCCCGACAAAUGACGCUGGACAGCGAGAGAUUCUAA